GAUGAAACAGAUCUUCAGUCAGUUUUAUGACUUUGAGUAACGCUUUGUGCAAUGGAGUCUUUCGGAAUCACAAGUAUUCUCCUGGUCUUUGUGACUUGCCUUUUUUUCAUGUCAUUCUGGAGAAAGACUUCUCAAAGUAGGAGGCUGCCUCCUGGCCCUUACCAUCUCCCACUGAUUGGAAACUUUCUGCAGCUGGAUACCAAGAAUUUCCCCAAAUCUUUGGAGAAGCUAAGUGAGAAGUAUGGACCAGUAUUCACCAUCUACUUGGGCUCUACACCAGCUGUGGUGCUGUAUGGACAUGAUGUAGUGAUGGAAGCCUUGGUUACACAAGGAGACCAGUUUGGUGGCCGAGGAGAAUCUCCCAUACUUAUGAAAACUGCCAAUGGAACAGGAAUUGGCUUCAGCAAUGGGGAAACAUGGAAACAACUCCGUCAGUUUGCAGAGACUACACUGAACAUGUUGGGUGUGGGCCAGAAUAUUGAGAAGAAAAUCCAGGAGGAAGCUGUUUUCUUAGUGGAGAGACUAAAGAGCACAAAUGGAAGGACAUUUGAUCCCACCCACUUCCUCAGCCAGACAACAACCAACAUCCUAUGUUCAAUUGCUUUUGGGAAACGCUUUAAUUAUGAGGACAAGGAUUUCCUGAGAUUCCUUCACUUGUUGAACGAAAAUGCUCACCUUCAAUCCUCCACAAUGACAAAGCUGUACAAUAUUUUUCCAACAAUCUUGGAUUAUCUACCUGGAUCUCAUCAGAAGAUAUUUAAAAAUACAGACGAGUUAAAACAGUUUGUUGCAAGGCAGGUGAAAAUGCACCAGGAGAUUCCACAGCCUGAGCAUCCAAGAGAUUUCAUCGAUGCCUUUCUUAUCAAAAUGGAGCAGGAGAGCCAAAACAGUGACUCUGUCUUUGAUCUUCAGAGUUUGGUGAGGAGCACAUUAGACCUUUUCACUGCAGGAGCAGAAUCAACCAGCCUUGUCCUGAAAUAUGGACUCCUGGUUCUCAUGAAGUACCCCAAAGUUCAAGAGAAAGUUCUUCAAGAAAUCGAUUGUGUGAUUGGCCCAUCACAAAGACCCUGCGUGGCAGAUCUUGAUAAGAUGCCCUAUACAGAUGCUGUAAUCCAUGAGAUUCAUCGGUGCCUGGCUCUUGUACCACUGAACGUGCCACGUGCUGUGAUCCAGGAUACUUUCUUCAGGCAGUAUUUCAUUCCCAAGGGAACUACGGUAUUUCCUGCUCUGAAGUCUUCCUUGUAUGACAGUAGAGAAUUCCCCAACCCACAGCAAUUUGAUGCUGGGCACUUCUUGGACAAAAAGGGAGCUCUGAGACAGAGUGAAUUCUUCAUCCCUUUUUCCACAGGCAAGCGAGUUUGUAUUGGCAAGAAAUUGGUAGACAUCACAGUAUUUGUGGUCCUGACAACUAUUCUGCAGCAUUUUACUCUGAAGCCAUUGGGGGAUCCAGAUGAUCUUGAUAUAUCGCCAACAACCGGAUUCCUGACAGUUGCUCCCAAAUCCUACCAGCUCAGCGUUGCCCCUCGCUGAACAGAAUCCCCCAACCAACUAUACCGUGGCAAACACUGCAAUUGUUUUCACGUCAGGCCUUGAAGCUUCUGAUCCAACAUCUGAUACAUAAUGCUUGAAAGAAAAGUCAUUUAUUUGAAUGUUACCUUAUUUUUGUGGAUUGCUUUUAAUUUUUGGUUGCCCUAUAAAGUACAUGAUCUUCAAAAAGGUGAAAUAUAAAUGUUUUAAAAACGAAAAACAGAUUUUGAGCAAGUGAUGAUUACAAGAGUUCUGUGAAAUGCACCUAUCCAAGGCAGCAGGUAAAUGGAGAGGCAGAAAAAGCCUUGUUUUCUCCCCAUGUGCUUUAUUUAUUUAUCUAUUUAUUAUUUGAAUUUAUACAGCCACUCACUUGACAUAUAAGAAAAUAGCAUAAGAACAUAAGCAGUGCACUGCUGGAGACCCCUGGCCCAUCUAGUCCAGCUGUCUAUACUCACAGUAGACAAUCAACUACACAAGGAAGGUCUCCCAGCAGAUGGCCUUCAGAGGCAGUCACUCCCUGUUAUAGUACCCUGCCUAAAGGCUAUAGCACUAGCUUCAUAAACCUUUUUAUGAAUUACUCCUCUAAGAAAAAGACAAAAAAGGGCUGGUUUCAAAAAAGGGUUGGACCAGCUUAUGGAAAUCUUGGGGAUCAAUGGCUAGUAGCAUUGAUUGAAGUUUGACUGCUUCUGAAGGCCUGCUAGGAGGCUAGUGGACUUCCUUGUGCAGUUAGUUGGCCGCCGUGAGAACAGAUGGGCCAGGAUCAGAUCCAGCAGAACACUACUUACGUUCUUAUGAUCUUAUGUUCUCACAAAAAGGACUGCUUCUCUAAAGAACUGAAGAAAAGAAAGGAAUUGGCUCCUAUCUAUUAAUCCUAAUUAGACAUGAAAGUUUGUUUACUACCAAAACAGCUAAUAAAAAUAUUGUUAUUAUCAGGGAAAGGGAUAUCUACUAAUCCUUAAUGAUAGGCUUACUGCUCAGUAAUGUAUAUCUUUAUUUAGUCCCUUUGGAGUUCAUUAAGCU
Messenger RNA from Python bivittatus (Burmese python), 2547 nucleotides. RefSeq names its product cytochrome P450 2H2. The record is from RefSeq and is a predicted model, not a curated record. NCBI's taxonomy places the organism in Eukaryota, Metazoa, Chordata, Lepidosauria, Squamata, Pythonidae. Gene Ontology annotation, biological process: epoxygenase P450 pathway; xenobiotic metabolic process. Gene Ontology annotation, cellular component: cytoplasm; intracellular membrane-bounded organelle. Gene Ontology annotation, molecular function: iron ion binding; arachidonate epoxygenase activity; heme binding.